AUGGACAAGAAUCUAUCUCCACGCCGAAGUCAGGCCAAGUCUAGCGGCGAAAUUUAUAUUCGUCGCGACAACAACGUUGACAGCUACAGCGCUAGGUCGGUCGAAAGUGGGGGUACCAUAUGCGUUGGAGAUAUCAUUGCCAAAGGCUUUGCAGAUCUCGAGGCAUCCAUCGCAAAAAUCAAUGCUUACACUAAACUUUACUGUAGAAUUUUAGAAGUGAGCUCUGUUGAAUCGGUCGAUAAUUGGAUUGGAGACAUUGUCGCAAAGUUCGGCGACCAAAACGGUGCCGCAAACGUAACUAGUGUACCCCAAGCCAUCGGAGAUUGGAGCCAUAUUCUAAAGAUCAAUUUUGAUGUUAUGAAGGAUUUACCCGCGGGUAAUCGUGCUAUUGUCAACCUGGCUAGUAUGCCUUCCCUACAGCACAAUCCGGACGCCUACGCAUAUCAUACAUCCAAAGCGGCUUGUGCACACUUCACGACAAGUGUUGCCAAGAAUACCAAUCGACUUGGUAUAGGGAUCAACUGUUUCUCACCUGUUCAUAUGGAUCCUGAAGAUGUAGGGCGGGUGAUUGUAUGGCUUUUAUUGGAAGAGUCAAUGCCAGUGUACGGGUCAAAUAUGAAGGUCGGGGCUGGACUUCCCUGGUUCGUGUCGUCUUAA
Talaromyces proteolyticus is the source of this 657-nucleotide messenger RNA. RefSeq lists its product as uncharacterized. The record is from RefSeq and is a predicted model, not a curated record. The transcript has 5 exons. Bases 1 to 657 code for a protein of 218 amino acids. NCBI's taxonomy places the organism in Eukaryota, Fungi, Ascomycota, Eurotiomycetes, Eurotiales, Trichocomaceae.